Molecule: messenger RNA, 987 nt
Organism: Dreissena polymorpha
Lineage: Eukaryota; Metazoa; Mollusca; Bivalvia; Myida; Dreissenidae
Exons: 3
Coding region: 176-553 (125 amino acids)
Source: RefSeq, a predicted model, not a curated record
CGGUCGAUUCGUCUUGUAGCUAUGGAUUUGUUUCAUUGAAUACCAAUAUUUUUUUAACACCGUAAUAUACUGAAAUGAAAGAAACAUAUUGCGGAUUAGUUUUUUCGAACACGACUUUCCAAACUCAUAUGAAGGACAACCUCUGAGGGUUCAUCAUUGAUAUAUAUUGACGUAAAUGACGACAGAGGGCAAUGUGACGUCAUCAACCUCCUCCACGCACGUGUCUUCCUCUUUGCUGUGGUUACCGUAUGUAACGCUUGCAGUCGUUUGCAUCUCAUUCCUUGCCGUGAACUUCUGGUGCUAUCACAGACGGAACCGAAUGCGGUACCGCCGUAAAGCAGACGUGCUGGAGACAAGGGAGCGCGUGCGCGAGCGGCGCGUGAUACUGAACCUCGUGAAGGCAAAGUAUAGGACGUACCUGGUCGAGAACGAUGUUGACGACAAACGCCCUUUGGAAGCACAACUAUGCUUGGUCAACCCUAUGCAUUUCAAUGGGCGAUGGACAAAUGCUCAAUGUUCUCCGGUAAAUGAUGACACAAAGGUUGAUCUUUAGCAAAGAAAAAAACGGGCAGACGACAGACGAUGAAUAUCGGCUUGGGUUUAAACAAGUAUUUAGGUGGCAUUUCAACGGAGUAUAUAUCGUUGCCCUAAUACGAUGGCGAUAUUGUCAUAAAACAAUGUUCUGUUAAUUAUGGAUGCGCUAAAGGGGAAAUAGUUUUUCUUAAAUGGAAUUCAGUCACGCAAACAUCAGCUUAGUUUAUGCUGAUCAAAUGACCUUUAUUGUUCCAUAUCAUGAAAGAGUCCCCUGAGGAUAGAAGCAAAGAACUAUGUUAAAGUGAUAUAUAAGUCGGUUAGUUAGCUCUUAUGAUAUGUUCUUAACAUUGGUUUGUUAUUUGAUCUGUGAUAUAGUACCCACGUGUGCAUUCGUCCAUUUUGUUUGCCUUUUGAUCAGUAUUACAUACACAUGCAAACCAUAUUGUUCGAUUG